Molecule: messenger RNA, 2421 nt
Organism: Scleropages formosus (Asian bonytongue)
Lineage: Eukaryota; Metazoa; Chordata; Actinopteri; Osteoglossiformes; Osteoglossidae
Product: B-cell receptor CD22-like
Exons: 12
Coding region: 164-2272 (702 amino acids)
Biological process (GO): cell-cell adhesion
Cellular component (GO): membrane
Source: RefSeq, a predicted model, not a curated record
AACAUGAGCAGCUCAGGACCAAAAACUGGUGGUGUACAAAGUGCGUGAGUCGCUUUGGAAAACCGGACGAGUCUCCUAACUUUUAUUGCCUUCUUUCUUUUGUUGUCAGAACGCCUGGAAAUAAGGAUUCCGCUAAGCCUAGGCUAAUGAGACUGGAAUAAAAAUGUCCUUGACAACAUCAUCCUGUAUAUGUGUCACCAUCCUUCUCUUGCUAUCAGGUGUUCUGGGUGUUAAAGAUUGGAAAGUUACUUAUGAAAAGCCACACAUCUGUGCCUUGAAAGGAUCAUCAGUGACAAUACCCUGCUCUUACCAGUAUCCCCGUGGUCAUAGAGUAAAUGAAACAUUUUGGACUAAUGAACGAGAGACAAAUAAAGAGCCUGAGGACCUGAAAAAGAAUUCAGAAUACCAUAAUCGUGUGACGUACCUAGGAGAUGUGUUUGAAAACUGCACCUUCAGAAUUGAAAAUGUUGGAGAGCGUGAUUCAGCAACAUAUUGGUUUAGGUUUGUUACAGAUAAAGUGGGCGGAAAAUGGAUCGGUGAGCCUGGAGUGACACUGUCAGUGACAGCUCUACAGGUGGAAAAGAGUCAACAAUCUGCGACGGGCCAAGCGACACUGACCUGUAAAAACACCUGCUUUCCAAAAGUCCAUAAUGACUAUGUUUGGUUUAGAGAUGGGAAAUAUGUACUCAAUCAGUAUGAGAGUGUUUUAGUACCUGAAGAAAAUGGAAAGUAUUCAUGUGCUCUGAGAAGAUCUGAGAAUGUUCAGUCUGCACCAGUUAAGGUCUCCAUGGAAUAUUCUCCAAAAAACACUUCAGUAUCAGUCAGUCCCUCUGGAGAGAUACUGGAGGGCAGUUCAGUGACUCUGACCUGCAACAACAAAGCCAACCCACCAGUGUACAGAUAUACCUGGUUUAAGAAUGGAGCUGAAAUUUCACAGAGUGGAUCACAGAAGAAUUAUUACACCAUCACUAAUAUCAGAUCUGAAGACAGUGGAAAGUACCGUUGUGUCGCAAGAAAUACACAUGGAACUGGAACUUCUGAAUUGUAUAGUGUAGAUGUUCAGUAUUCCCCAAAGAACACUUUGGUAUCAAUCAGUCCCUCUGGAGACAUAUUGGAGGGCAGUUCAGUGACUCUGACCUGCAACAGCAAAGCCAACCCACCUGUGGACACAUACACUUGGUUUAAGAAUGGAGCUGAAAUCUCACAGAGAGGAUCAUGGCAGGAUUAUGACAUCAUUAAUAUCACAUCUGAGGACACUGGACGGUACUAUUGUAAUGCAUCGAAUAGAUAUGGAACUGGAACUUCCACAUUAUAUACUGUAGAUGUUCAGUAUUCCCCAAAGAACACUUCAGUAUCAGUCAGUCCCCCUGGAGACAUAGUGGAGGGCAGUUCAGUGACUCUGACCUGCAACAGCAAAGCCAACCCACCAGUGGACACAUACAUCUGGUUUAAGAAUGGAGCUGAAAUCUCACGGAGAGAAUCAUGGCAGGAUUAUAACAUCACUAACAUCACGUCUGAGGACAGUGGACAGUACUAUUGUAAUGCAACUCAUUCACUUGGAACUAGAAGCUCUGCAUUAUACACUGUAAAUGUUGUGUAUGCACCAAAAAACACAUUGGUGUUAGUAACUCCUUCUGGUGACAUCAAGAAGGGUGCUACAGUGAUUCUAACCUGCAGCAGUAAAGCCAACCCACCAGUGAAUACCUACACCUGGUUUAAGAAUGGAGCUAAAAUUUCACAGAGAGGACAGAAUUACACCAUCACAAAUAUCAAAUCUGCAGACAGUGGGAAGUAUCACUGUGUAGUGCGUAACAAAGUUGGAACUGACAUGUCUAAUCAUGGAAUAGUCAACGUUGAUGGGAAUCAGGCAAUUGUCAUAGGGUCAGUUGGUGGAAUAACUGCUGUCAUGGUUCUUGUGGUUCUUAUUAUUGUUGUGUGCAAGAGCAGGGGAAAAUGCUCCAAAGCAACAAAAGAGACAGGAAGCACACAACAUGGAGAGCAGGAUGCAGCAAGCCCUGUGUAUGCCAAUGUCUCAGGAAUGCCCAUGAGACCCACUGAUCAACAGGAUUUGACACUAUACUCCACAGUUCAACCCCAUUCCAAGAGCAGUAAAGAUGUUCUGUAUUCCACGGUGCAGCAACCAUACUCCCACAAUGAGGAUGAGCUUCAGUACUGCAGUAUUCAAUUCCCCACUACCAGUACUGGCAGCAGGUCAGCAGUUCAACAGAUACAAGAUAAUUCUGUCAUCUACAGCACAGUUUCCAAAAAAUAAGAAACAAUUCUCUUUACAUAUCAGUUGUCUUGACACAUUUCAAUGUUUUCAUCCAUGUUUUUGUACUACAUUAUUGCAUCUGCACCCAUUUUACUUUAAUAUUAUAUGUUACAGCUUAUCUUUUGUUGGUUUACUAUAGUAAAAACCUC